AUGGCAGGCAUCCAAUCCCAGCUAGACUCCGGAGCAGUACCCGGCCACAUCUCCAACGUAUGCCCCAAAGGCACAAAGCUCUGGCUCCUCGAAUGCGGCUGGCUAGCCUGCGACGAAGGCUUCGUCAUUCGCGGCGCCAACACCUCUUUGGGCUCUACAGCAGGCCAAUCCUUUGAGAACAAACGUCGCAACCUCCCCGUGUACUGCUGUCUCAUCGAUCACCCUCACGAAGGACUUAUCCUCUGGGAAACAGGUUGUGGCAAGGACUAUCCAGAGGUGUGGGGACCACAAGUUGCAGAUGUGUUUACGAGGGUCAAGUAUGAGGAGAAGCAUGAAUUGAGGAAUGCGAUUGCCGCGACUGGGAACAAGAUUGAGGAUAUCAAGAAGAUUGUGAUUGGGCAUUUGCAUCUCGAUCAUGCGGGUGGGCUGGAUGAGUUCUUUGGUCGCAAGGAUGUGGAGGUGUGGGUGCAUGAUAGGGAGUUGAAGAGUGCGUUUUGGAGUGUGGCUACUGGCGCUGAUGCUGGAGUGUACUUGAAGCAUUACCUAAACUUGGACUUGAACUGGAAGACAUUUGACGACAGAACGAUUGACUUCUGUCAAGGCAUCACGCUGCAUCAUUUGCCUGGUCAUACCGAUGGAUUGAUUGGCAUGCAAAUCAACCUGCCCGACAGUGGCACAUUCUUCUUCAUCUCAGACCACUGUCAUGUUAUUGAGAAUUGGCGCGAUGGCAUCCCUCAAGGAUGGCUUGCUCGAGACCACCCAGCUUGGUUCCAGAGUACACAGCGGCUGAAGCGCCUUGAACGUACGACUCGAGGCAGAGUGAUCCCUGGACAUGACGAAGAGACGUUUCUGGCUCUUCAGAAGGAGAAGGACGUAUUUACUUGA
Aureobasidium namibiae CBS 147.97 is the source of this 885-nucleotide messenger RNA. RefSeq names its product Metallo-hydrolase/oxidoreductase. NCBI's taxonomy places the organism in Eukaryota, Fungi, Ascomycota, Dothideomycetes, Dothideales, Saccotheciaceae. Bases 1 to 885 code for a protein of 294 amino acids. The record is from RefSeq and is a predicted model, not a curated record. The transcript is spliced from 3 exons.